Molecule: messenger RNA, 1937 nt
Organism: Sapajus apella (tufted capuchin)
Lineage: Eukaryota; Metazoa; Chordata; Mammalia; Primates; Cebidae
Gene: UPK1A
Product: uroplakin 1A
Exons: 7
Coding region: 654-1433 (259 amino acids)
Cellular component (GO): membrane
Source: RefSeq, a predicted model, not a curated record
AAAGUGCUGGGAUUACAGGCCUGAGCCACCACACCCCACCCUGAUUUGGAUCUUGCUCCUGCUCCCAGGAUGACCCAUGUCCUGGCAAGAGAGAUAGCAGGUGGUGCUCACACCCCUCCAUCCCCAACCCCUCCACCACUAUGGGAGCCUGGGACCCAGAGGCCAUGGGUCCUGCACAAUCUGGAAUUUCAGGUCUAUAAAUCAUGGGGGUGGCAGGGAGCCCAUCAAAGCUGUUCACCCAUUCUGGUCUGCCGGCUCGGCCUCUUGUCCACCCCCCGACACCACACACACACCCUCCUUCCUUCCUGGGAGACCGGCCCAAGGAGGGGCCUGGGCAUAUAUAUGGAGCCACAGUGGGUGGGGCUGGCCAGAGAGGCUCCAGGGACAGAAGGUGAGGAGGGGGCUCUGGGAAUCUGGGUGCAGUAUGGGGGAUCUGAGGCUCAGGAGCGGCAGUGCCUGGUUCGGGCCAGUGACUGCCCCACCGGAGCCCAGGUGUCCUCUUCUGCAAAAUGCCAGAACUGUGGGCACAGCGGUACCAGCCUGGGCCCUGCAGAGAGCUGGAGCAAGCCCUCACAGCUGGGGAGGCUCGGAGCUGGGGGUCUGGCUAGUCCUUUAUACUCCUGGUCUCAUCCUGCUCCUGUGUCCCGGGCAGAAUGAUGGCGUCUGCAGCGGCAGCAGAGGCCGAGAAGGGUUCUCCAGUUGUGGUGGGCCUGCUCGUCGUGGGCAACAUCAUUAUUCUGCUGUCAGGCCUGGCCCUGUUUGCCGAGACAGUAUGGGUGACAACUGACCAGUACCGCGUGUACCCACUGAUGGGCGUCUCGGGCAAGGAUGACGUUUUCGCUGGUGCCUGGAUCGCCAUCUUCUGUGGCUUCUCCUUCUUCGUGGUCGCCAGCUUUGGUGUCGGCGCCGCGCUCUGCCGUCGCCGCUCCAUGGUCCUCACGUACCUGGUGCUCAUGCUCAUUGUCUUCAUCUUCGAGUGCGCCUCCUGCAUCACGUCCUAUACCCACCGUGACUACAUGGUGUCUAAUCCAUCCCUGAUCACCAAGCAGAUGCUGACCUUCUACAGCGCGGACACCGAACAGGGCCAGGAGCUGACCCGCCUCUGGGACCGCGUCAUGAUUGAGCAAGAAUGCUGUGGCACAUCUGGUCCCAUGGACUGGGUGAACUUCACAUCAGCUUUCCGGGCAGCCACUCCGGAGGUGGUGUUCCCCUGGCCCCCACUGUGCUGUCGCCGGACGGGAAACUUCAUCCCCCUCAAUGAGGAGGGCUGCCGCCUGGGCCACAUGGACUACCUGUUCACCAAGGGCUGCUUCGAGCACAUCGGCCAUGCCAUCGACAGCUACACGUGGGGCAUCUCAUGGUUUGGGUUUGCCAUCCUGAUGUGGACGCUCCCGGUCAUGCUGAUAGCUAUGUAUUUCUACACCACGCUCUGAGGGACAAGAUGGGAAGGCCAUAUACGCGCCCUGGCCUGCUCUGCCUCCUCCGCCUCCUCCUGCUUCCUCCACUGGGGCCUGGAUGGCUGCCUCACCUCUCCCCUCCCGACCUCCCUAGCCCCUCCCUCCUUCCACAUCCAGGAUCUUUUUCUGGGUUCCUGAGUCCUACUGUGCCUCAGGUGUGCCCUGAAACCCAAGGCUUGUGUGCAUGGACCCUUGGCCCUUGACCUCAUUCCCAUCGGCUGGUUCCUGCCCAUCUUUCAAGGGACCUCUCCCUGAUCCCAGCUCUUGUAGCUCUCUGAGCUCCUCCUUCACAGCAGGUGUCGCCAUUUUUGCUGAAUGUCAUUUGCUUUGUCAACACCGUUCUUGCUGUUUGUGAUUGUCAUUUAAGCUCUGGAAGCCUCGAUUGCUGUGAGAGCCUGUCAUGGUCACUUUACUAUCCCCAUCAUCACCCAGCAUGGGGCUGAGCACUUCUUAGAUAAUAAAUAAUGAAUGGAUGAAUGA